Plasmodium relictum is the source of this 1194-nucleotide messenger RNA. Its product is annotated as RNA pseudouridylate synthase, putative. The record is from RefSeq and is a predicted model, not a curated record. NCBI's taxonomy places the organism in Eukaryota, Apicomplexa, Aconoidasida, Haemosporida, Plasmodiidae. The transcript is spliced from 3 exons. Bases 1 to 1194 code for a protein of 397 amino acids. Gene Ontology annotation, molecular function: RNA binding; pseudouridine synthase activity. Gene Ontology annotation, biological process: pseudouridine synthesis.
AUGUUUCCAGCAGUUCAAUUAAAAAAAACAGUAUUCUUAAGACUUUCAAAAAUACUUUCAUUAUCAUCGAUUACAUCAAGAAGUAAAGCUCAGGAUCUAAUAAAAAGUGGAAAAAUUAAGGUAAAUAAUCAAAUAAUAAAUAAAAAUGUUUUAAUAGAUGUAAAUUCUAAUAUUGAAAUAAAUGGGAUUAAAGUAAAUGUAGACAUAAGAACUAAAUUAUGGGGUAUAUACAAACCAAAACAUGUUUUUUGCAAUACAGAUAAAAAUUAUGAAUAUGAAGAAAAAGAAAUUAUUAAUAAUAAGAGGAUGCUAAAAGAAAAUAAGAUAAACUAUCUAAACUAUGAUGAUAAAACACAUAUUAAAUAUCUAAAUGGUUGUAAUAAUAAUAAUAAUAAUAAUGGUAAAAUGGCAUUAAGUUACAAUAAUUAUAAUAAGACAUUAAUUAUGAAAGAUAAUUCAUUAAUAAAAAAUGAAACAAGAAUUCCUAAAACUUCUGAUCGAAUUUUUUUAGAACAUAAUAAAAAAGGAUUAUUAGUAAAUAAUAACAUAAAAGUACCAAACCAUUCAAAACUUAAUAUGAAUAUAUUUGACUAUAUACGAAAAAAAAAUAUAUUGUAUGAAAAAAAAAAUAAAAUAAACAAUUAUAUACCUGAGCAUUUAAUUAUUAUUAAUAGUCUUGAUUCUUAUAGUGAAGGAAUAGUUUUAUUUACUAAUGACGGAGAUUUUGCAAAAAAUUUAAAAAAUAUGAAUAAUAAUAUAUUAACAACGUACUUAAUAAAAGUGCAAGGUGAACUUUCUCACGAAAAAUUAAAAUUGUUAGAAAAAGGGUGCACUGUAAGAAAUAUACAUAUCUCACCAUUAAGUGUAGAAAUAAUAAAAUCAAAAUUCAUGAGUAAAUGGAUUAAAUUUACAUAUGUAGAGAAAUCAAAAGCAGACUUGGAUUUUUUGUUUUCUAAAUAUAAUCUAGACAUAAGAAAAUGCAAAAGAUUUUCAUUUGGACCUUAUAAAUCAUCAGAUUUAUCUGAAGAUUUUUUCAUGCCUUUAAAAGUGCAUUCAACAAUUAAUCAUUUAUUACCUAAAUAUACAUCAAAAUUAACCUUAACUGAACCAGAUGGUAAUAUCGUAACAGAUUCUAAUGAAAAAUAUGUAUACGUAAAAAAUUAUUUACAAAAUUCACUAAUUCAAAACAUAUAA